UGUGAUGGGAGAGGAUAUUGGCUCUAAAGAUGCUCUGCAUCCAGAGGUUGCAACAUCCGAGAGCCACAUUGGUUGGCAUUCCUGCAUGGGAAUCUUGUCAGCAGAGAUAGACUCCAUGGAAUUUGAAUUGGAGCCCUUUGGAGGUAUUCUUUCUGAGGCUGCGCAACAAAUGGUAAUGAUGAUCGGGAAGGUUCCCUUUCUCAUUCAAAAAUGCCUACUUUUCUUGAUUUCAACAAUAAGGAUUCAGUGGAGCAUUUUGGUAUUCGGGCUUGUAAUUCUGUUGACUCUUCAGCACUUGAGGCAUGUGAUGCUGCAGAGCCUCAAACUUGUCCUGAUGCUCAUAUAAACCGAGAUACAGUUACUUGUAGGGAAGCUUGUGUUUCUAACAAUGGUGUAGAUAUUCAGAUUAAUAAUGGAAGGUCGGAAACAGAGUUUCAGGAAGCUGGGGCCUUUUCUGGCAUGGAAGAUCUAGAUUUUAUGUCUCAGGCCAAUAUUCCAUUUGGACUGCAUACUGGCAAGUUUCGACCCAAGCCCAAGAUGAAAACAAGAAAGGAGAAACCUAGUACUGACAUCUCUCACCCAGAAGUUGAGUCUGUUAUGCAUUCACAAGCUCCUGAGUUGGUUCCUUCUGACACCGGAUACGCGAAUGUGGACUCAGUUCCUGCCUUCCCGGCUGACGAUUUACAAGAUAACUCAAUGAGGUUUGAUGAUUUUAUUACAUUGGACCCAACCUCUGAAAUUUCAAUGAACGAAGAUUCAAUAAAUCUUUCCAAAACUUCUUACUCCGAUUGCCCUGUUCCGAGGGAUAUUCUGCAUUCAGAGGAUGUUCCUGAAAUUCUAACGGAACUGGAUUCUAACUGUAGAAGAGGAGAAGCUUCUACAUCAUCGGAUCUUCUUCAAAAAUGCAAAAGAUCUGCUACAGCUGAUGAAGAGAACAAUGAUGACAAAUCGUUGAGAAAUCUAAACAAUGAUGGCAAAUCGUUGAGAAAGCUAAGGAAAAAAGUAUCUUUUCAACUUAUCGAUGAGCCAGAUGGUGAGGCUAAUGAAAAUGGGGGCUUCUCUAGUGAGCCUCCCACUGAUUCUAAUAUAGGCGAAGUUGAGGAUGGUGAUGAUGACGAUGAAUAUAGAGUGGAAAGUGAUGAUGAAUUUAGAGUGGAAAGUAUGUCCCAGAAGAAAAGGGCUCCAAGAAAGUCAAAGAAAUCUGGGGUUGAAAAUGGUAAACCCGUACAAAAGCGCAAGAGGGCCAAUGAAGCUGCGGACCAGUUGACCAAAGAACCUCCCAAAAAAUUUUCUCAUUCAACUCGUCGAAACAGGAGAUGUGUGGAUAAGGUUUUACUUGAAACACCAGAGGAUGAAAUUGACCCUCAAAGGUUGCCUAUCAAGGAUCUCAUUUUGCUUGCUGAGUACAAGGAGCGACUAGCGAGCAAAGAGGCAGAAACGUCAAAAACACCCUUGACCAAUUUAAGGUCUUACAAUUCCUUCCCUGAGGAAUCAUCUUACAAUAGAGAGGCUGCUUUUGUUUCAGAACAAGGCAGAGGUUCUGAUGAUGAUCAACCAAGUUAUGAGGUUCCAACUAACCCUUUCAUUAAUUACCAGUCUUUCAUGGACAAAACUCCCAGUACAAGAUGGUCAAAACAAGACACAGAACUGUUCUAUGAGGCUGUUCGGCAGUUCGGGACAGAUUUUGCUAUGAUACAACAACUUUUUCCUGGUCGAACUCGUCAUCAAGUCAAGUUGAAAUUUAAGAAGGAAGAGCGUCAAUAUCCAUUACGGCUUUCUGAAGCCCUAACCAGUCGUGCUAAAGAUCAUUCCCAUUUCCAGUUGGUGAUUGAGCGGUUGCAACAAGCUUCUCAGGCGGAAGAUGCUUAUGUAGAUGACGUGGUUGGAAGGACAGGCAAGGAGGAGGAGGAGGAGAUAGUGGAAUUGACUACUCAAGCGAAGGAGGAAGUGGCAAAACCUGAGCAGGAUGGGGAAGUAGUUGUUGAAGAUCAGGAAGCAGAUUUGGGUGAAGUUCAUAGUCCUGCCAAGUCUGAUGCAGGCGAUGAUAACCUCUAUGACUGGAGUCAAUAUAAAAGUGAUUAUUAGCAAUAAAAAAAAUACACAAUCUAUUUGUUUUUUUUUUUUUUUAAAUUUUUAUUCUAAUUAAAGUAAAGCAGCCUGUACAGCAGCACUCUGACACAUGAAACCGCCCAUUGCUUCUUGUAAGAGUGAUCAAUUCUUGUCUGAAAAUGCAAACAUUUUAUCGUUUCCAUC
Juglans regia (Persian walnut) is the source of this 2253-nucleotide messenger RNA. RefSeq names its product transcription factor TFIIIB component B''-like. Gene Ontology annotation, biological process: RNA polymerase III preinitiation complex assembly. NCBI's taxonomy places the organism in Eukaryota, Viridiplantae, Streptophyta, Magnoliopsida, Fagales, Juglandaceae. The transcript has 11 exons. The record is from RefSeq and is a predicted model, not a curated record. Gene Ontology annotation, molecular function: TFIIIC-class transcription factor complex binding. Bases 211 to 2085 code for a protein of 624 amino acids. Gene Ontology annotation, cellular component: transcription factor TFIIIB complex.